This is a messenger RNA of Mizuhopecten yessoensis (Yesso scallop), 2759 nucleotides long. RefSeq lists its product as uncharacterized. Bases 225 to 2030 code for a protein of 601 amino acids. The record is from RefSeq and is a predicted model, not a curated record. Lineage: Eukaryota; Metazoa; Mollusca; Bivalvia; Pectinida; Pectinidae. The transcript has 6 exons.
AACUGCAAGGCACGCCAUUCAUCCGUGUCAUUAUGUGACACAUAUAUCACGUCUAUACCAGCGCAGUUGAGAGACCAGUGCCAAUUACCUGUACAGAUUCAUAUGAUUCAUCAGGACUGGAGGUUCCCGAACUUGGAUAUCCUCUGACUGACCACAGACUAGGACGAAAGACUAACCAGUGUGUACCUAUUCGUAUCAUUUGAAACUGUGGUACAACAGAUAUCAUGGGUUGUGUUGAAAGUAAGCAAACGCAUGAUGAAUCAAACGUUCCAUAUUCAAGAAAACAAAAAGAAUCACGGAAAAAGAACCGAAAACGUAACAAAGACGACCGUCAGGAUGAAUAUACAAUCAUUCAAUCAUCGGACCAAAAUUAUUGUAUAGAAGUGGUGAUGGAAAAUAAAUCAAACGCUAAAUUCCCGGACCAAAGUGACAGCAACGAAGGUGAGGAAUCAUCUGCACAAUACUUGGAAUGCCACACAGAGGCUCCUACGGAGAAGAAAAAUGAAUCAAACACUGAAUUCCUGAACAAAAGUAACAGCGAUGAAGAUGAAGAAUCAUCUGAUUCCUCUGAACAAUACUCGGACUCGGAAAGUUACACAGAAGCUCAUAAGGAGAAGAAUAAUGCACCGAACACUGAUUUCCCAUACAUUAAAGGAGCCAACGAGCCAUCUGAAAACACGACUGAGGCUGACAGCCUGUCUGUGAGACUAAGGAAGAAAGGUAAUGAAAGUUAUACCUCUGUUGCAAAGAGUCUGGAUACAACGGUCAGCUAUAAGAGGUUUAGUAAGGCAGCAGACUGCUAUUGUAGAGCCUUCGAGGCAGCGGCGAAGGACGAGGAGUCGGUAUCUGCCGCUAAGAAUGCAGCAAUGGCCUACUGGAGAUUAGCAGAAGCGGGAAUAUUACGGCGCAGCACAGCUAGAAAAACUAUACUCCACUACAAGGAGGCAUUCAAGUUUUUUUCCUAUGCUUAUAAAAAUGGCAUUUUGUGCAAUACAGAAGCCUGGAGAACGAAGCUUUGCACGUCUAUUGACAGCUGUUGGUUGGAUUUCACAAGAACCACGGACAUGCAUUUUAACCUGGAAGAUAGGAUAGAUCUGUAUUACAAAAGUUUACAGACAGUUGAAAUAGACCAUAUCAGGGGUAAUUUGUAUCUCAAUCUUGCAAGGUUUCACUUCCGGAACGGUGUUACUGCAAUUCAGAAUGGCCAUUAUCAGCGUGGGCUGUCCGAAAUGAGUAACUGUUCUAUGCCGAUUCACGAAGCAAGGACAAAAUGUCUGGAUGCACAAAAUGUAGGACUGGAAUGUGAUUCGCUCGAGGAUGACAUCAUUAUGCAUACGUGUACUGCUGAUGCUAUGCAAGCAAUAGAUGUUGGUGACAAGUUGUUCGAGCAGACCAUCAAAGACGAUGAGGAAGUGAAUAUGGACAUGGUCUGGGAUGUGGUUGAUUGGUAUAAAGUUGCUGUACUGCGCACGCGCGAGAGAACGGAAAUGGAACAGGAAGCUAUAGCAGCAAGUCGAUUAGGCAACAUAUAUGACAAGGUGCUCAAGAUGAAGGAAAAAGCCAAGGAAUACGUGAUGCGUUCUAUUCAACUGGCACAUAGCAUGCAUCCACGAACUUUCAACUCGGACGAAUGGUUUAAAGAUGCUUCUAACAUUUUGAAAAAAUAUCAAGACGAAACACAAGCAGAUGAAGAUGCAGAAUGGAAUAAAGAACGAGAGGAGAUAAAGAAAGAAAUGAAAGAACAACUGGACGAACUUGAAACGGCUAACAAGAAGGGAGAUCUUGAAUUUCUUGACUAUGUAUACAAGAAAUUUCCACCAAAGAAUCCACUGCACAAGGAGCUAUACGUUCUACCAGCGGAUACAUCAGACAUAGAUCAUAGUAAAACAAAGAAACUGUAUCAAAAAGCUGUUGUAAACUACCACCCCGACAGGGCGAAUGUGGAGGAGAACGGGGUCCAAUGGAAGGUCAUGACGGAGGAGAUCACCAAGCUCUUUAAUUGUCGGUACAAUCGGAUGAAGGGCGAGUGAAGUGGAUAACGAAUCAUAUUAAAGAUGAAUGUAACACACAAACACAGGCGAUUGCACCUUGGUAAUACAUCUGUAGAUACAGUAUGCAGAAAAUAGAUAUUCGCAUCAGUUCCGUUUAUUGAUAUGUCACGAUAGAGGUUAACCUCAACACGUCAUCGUAAUUAGCCAAUAAGCCAAUCAAAUAGACGAGAUAUCUCCUGCUUCGAACCAUUCCCAGAGCAGCUUUCUUACACGUUUCGAUACAGAUUGUUUUCCAAUGUCCGUGUUCUCCUGUGACCCCUGUCACGUUUUGGAUGUUUUACAGCCUAUCAUCGGGAAAACGUACACUGUCAUCUGAUUAGCUAAUGCAAAGGUCGCCUAGCCCUAACCCUUAAUAUGAUGCUGUUAAAUAUCAACGAACAGGAGUGAUGCGACGAUCUUAUUUUACCUUAAACAUCUAAGUGGCUAAAAUAUCAACUUCACCAUAGAGCACUUAGGAAACUUAGGAAAUGUUUUGAAUAGAAACUGGCAUACUUUUAAUAUAUCUUCAAACAUUGGACAUUCGGAAAUCGAAUAUCUAUAUAUUUUUUUAUAAACAAACAUAAGAAAUAUUCGUUUACGGAGGCACAGUAGUCUAGUAGUAGGGCGCCGGGCUCGUAACCGCAGGAUUGCAGGUUCGAAUUACGGCUGCAAAUGAGUACGUGGUUGGGCAGUGCUAGAAUUGUUAAAUGCUAGCUGCGAGCGCCGAAA